This is a messenger RNA of Arxiozyma heterogenica, 1698 nucleotides long. RefSeq names its product amino acid permease. Gene Ontology annotation, biological process: amino acid transmembrane transport. Gene Ontology annotation, molecular function: amino acid transmembrane transporter activity. Lineage: Eukaryota; Fungi; Ascomycota; Saccharomycetes; Saccharomycetales; Saccharomycetaceae. The transcript has a single exon. Bases 1 to 1698 code for a protein of 565 amino acids. The record is from RefSeq and is a predicted model, not a curated record. Gene Ontology annotation, cellular component: membrane.
AUGUCUACAUCUAAAAGUGAUUCAAAGUCAAUAUCAAGUGAUCAGUCGAGUACGUCUCUUACUCAUUUGAAGAAAGAUAAUAUACUCUAUAAUGAAGAGUUAUAUCCAGAUGGGUCUAACACCAUUAAUUCACAGCAGACUUAUGGUAAGUUUGAUCCAGAAGCUAAUAUCCGUGAAGAUUUAACGAGGGCAUUGCAGCCUCGUCAUAUUAAUAUGAUAUCUAUAGCAGGUAUCAUAGGUACAGGUCUAUAUCUGUCAACUUCAAGUGCUUUACAUAAAGGUGGUCCUGCUUCUUUAUUCAUGAACUACACUAUAUUAGGUGGUGUUGUCUAUUUAACUAUGUUGUGUUUAGGUGAAAUGUCCACAUAUAUGCCAAUUAGUGGUUCUUUUUGUUCUUAUGCAAAAAAAUUUGUAUCAGAAUCCUUUGCAUGUGCUUUAAUGUGGAAUUAUUGGUUUAAUGAUGCAGUCAGUGUGGCUAGUGACUUGACUGCUUUACAAUUGGUCAUGAAUUAUUGGCAUACCUCAGAAAACCAUUUCCCUUACUGGGCUGCAUCUCUAUUGUUUUGGUUUUUCGUUUUGGUAUUGAAUAUUAUUACUGUUAAACUUUACGGUGAAGCCGAAUAUUGGUUGGCUUUGCUAAAGGUUAUCGCCAUUAUAAUUUUCUUUAUUUUAGGUAUUGUAGUUAAUGUAGGCCAUAAUCCACAGCAUGAAUAUAUUGGUUUCAAAUACUGGACCCAUGGUGAUGCUCCUUUUGUUGAUGGGUUUAAAGGGUUCGCUACUUUAUUUGUCAGUGCAAGUUUUGCUUAUGGUGGUACCGAAUCUGUUACUUUGACUAAUGGCGAAGCUUUUAAUCCAGUAAGAAAUACACCAAAAAUUAUUAAAACAGUCUUUUGGAGAAUUCUUAUUUUUUAUGUCUUGUCCACUUUUUUCAUCGCCAUGUGCAUUCCCUACGAUUAUCCAGGUUUAGCUACCAAAUCGGUUAUGACUUCCCCAUUUACUCUAGUUUUUCAAAUGGCCGGUGCUAAGGGUGCAGGUUCCUUCAUGAAUGCGGUCAUUAUGACUAGUGUCAUUAGUGCUUGUAAUCAUGCUUUAUUUGCUGGUAGUCGUAUUUUAUAUAAUAUGGGACUGGAUGGAUAUUUGCCUAAAAAUAUUGUUUCUAGGACAAACAGAUAUAAAGCACCAUAUGUUGCUGUGUUGAUAACCUGGGCUAUUGGUGGGUUAUGUUUCGGUGCAAGUUUUGUAGGUGCUGGUACAUUGUGGACAUGGUUACAGAAUAUUGUUGGUGUCUCUAAUCAAAUUGCCUGGUUGUGUAUCGCCAUUACAUCCAUCAGGUUUAGAAGAGGCCUCGAGAAGCAAGGAAAGACCCAUGAAUUAAGAUUCAAAAAUUGGACUUAUCCGUACGGACCAUAUUUCCUUGUUGUAUUUGUCACAUUCAUUAUCUUAAUUCAGGGUUGGUCUGCCUUCGAUCCUUGGAGCGUUUCUAAUUUCUUCUCUGUCUACUUAGAAUUAUUCGUGUUUCCUGCGAUUUAUUUAAUCUGGUGGGCUUUUAAAAGAGAUUGGUUUAUUAAAUAUGAAGAUAUGGAUUUUGAAACAGAUAAAUAUAUUGAAACACAAGAGGUCAUUGAAUUAAAUGAAGCUCUGGAUAAUUUGAAAGGUUGGAAAAAGACAAGACAAAUCAUUAGUGAUUAUUUUGUCUGA